Molecule: messenger RNA, 1968 nt
Organism: Mucor velutinosus
Lineage: Eukaryota; Fungi; Mucoromycota; Mucoromycetes; Mucorales; Mucoraceae
Exons: 7
Coding region: 1-1968 (655 amino acids)
Cellular component (GO): plasma membrane
Source: RefSeq, a predicted model, not a curated record
AUGAAACUAUCGACACUAGCUUGGUUGAUAGCUGGUAUUCUGCCAACAGCAGCGCUGGCACAAACAUUUCAGUAUGGCUCGAGAUUUCCAAAGAACAAGUUGUACAAUCUGGAGCCAGAUACAAUUGGUCUUGAUGGCAUUGAUGGCACUGUAGCUGCAUUUGGUGAUUUCAAUGGAGAUAAAUUUACAGACUUGUUUAUCUUGAGUUCAGACCAGACUUCCGUUUCGAUAUAUCUAUGGAAUCAUGAGGGAUUUACAUUCAGAGGACUCACCAAGAGCAAGACAAUACAGCCAGGUUUCAUCAUCACCAACGUCGUUCCUGGAGACUACAACUACGAUGGAAAACUAGACGUGCUGUUGAUGGGAGAGCAAAACCCAGAUAAAAACCCUACAAACGAAAUCAAAAUGCAAAUAUACCUCGGCAAUGGCAACGAUACAUUUGAAUCAGAGACGAUCAAGUUGCCAUCAGCACAUCAUGCAUUACCUAUUGUUUUAGAUGUCAAUGGCGAUAUGAAGACUGAUAUUUUAGGCUAUUCAUUGGAAACAAAGCAGUUGAGCUUAUGGAUGAACGAAGCAUUGAAUGAAUCAAACGAUACCAGUACCAUAUUCAAUGUAACAUCUGCGUCGCCUCUGUUUGACAAAUCACUGACAGACCGCUGUACAUGGGCAAACCCUCAUUCAAAUGCAUUUGUCGACUUGGACGGCGAUUGUCUGGCAGACCUUGUGUUUGUGUGCUCCAAAUCCAGUGGAUCAAAAUCGAUACAGAUAUGGACAAAUCGCAGAGAUGAGGGGUUCGCAUUAUCGCACGAAGCAGAUUUACCGAGCGGAGCAGGGCCGCUCAGUUUUGCAGACAUCGAUGGUGAUGGAUCAAUUGAUAUUGUAUUCCCUGUCUGCCAAAACAAGGUGUGCAGUAUUCAUGUCGUCUACAACCAGCAAAUGGGUCUUUGCAGUAAAUCGCAACAAGCGUCUACCUCAUGUCGAAGUGCGCAACAUUUGUGUGUCGCAGACCCCAACUUUACCUUUGAUUUCACCAAGCCAAAUACGCAACAUUACGUGGUAUUCGAUAUCGAUGCCUAUUUGGAUGACAACGAGUUUAUUCUGACGGAGGAUGCCAACUUUAGAGGACAAUUACCUGUGCCAGUGCAUACAGGCGAUUACAAUUUGGAUGGAUAUCCUGAUCUACUGGUCACUACAAAUCAACGCGUGUUGCUAUUAGAGUCCAUCUUGUGCGAUACGACUUUAUGCUCAAGCAGUGCUCAGUCAGUGAGUAGACGCACCUUUUCCAUCGUGACAACAGGAGCUGGUAUCCUCAACAAAAUGUCAAAUCCAACGCAAGCAGCGUUUUUCGACAUUGAUGAAGAUGGUUCUCUCGAUAUCUUGGUAUUGCAAAACCUGCAAAAGAACUCGGAUGCCAAACGAACGCCCAACUUUGUCAUCAACAACUUUUUCAAUGAUGCCUUCUUUUUAAAGGGAUUAGUGUCCAACGGUGUUGCUGAUUUGGAGGCGUAUGGUGUCAGUUAUCCUGGUGCCUCGCUCAAAUUCACUGUACUAGACACAGCAGGAGUCAAGAGAUCGCAUCAAAUUUCGCAACUAGCACAAUCCGGCUACAUGGCAUUGCAAACACCUUACUGCUUGUUUGGGUUAGGUAGAACCAACAAUUAUGUAGAGGAAAUGUUUGCUGGUGUGUCUCGUCAUCAGGAAAAGAACUACUUUUUCUAUGAGGGCGUGAUCCCCAAUUCACAACUGGUGUUCCUGCCAUACCAACCAGAGCAUGUGCAAGACAGCUCUUCUUGGAAGGUGGAAUUGUACAUCAAGCCUGCUGACUAUGUACCUUGGGUGCUGGCCGUGUUGGUAGGUGCUUCCAUCAUACUAGCUGUGGUGGUAGUGGUGCUUCGUGCAUUGGAAAAGAAGGAGGAUGAAAUGGAACGAAGAAAGGCACUUCACAUCAUUAAUUUUGAUGCUUUAUAA